AUGAAGACUAUCAAUCUUACAACAAAAGCUAAACUAAAACAUUUUUCAUCCCGGCGUGAUGUGUUUAACAACACGUUCGUCACUGCGCUUGCUUAUGCAACUAGCAGCAAUCCAUACUCAGUGGCAGUCGUCGACGUCAAUAAUGACAACAAACCCGAUAUAGUCACCGCUAACUAUGGUGCAAGUACUGUCAGUGUUCUUCUUAAUACAGGUAAUGGAACCUUUUCCGCUCAAACUACUUAUGCAACUGGCACUAGUCCACAAUCAGUGGCAGUCGUCGAUGUUAAUAAUGACAACAAACCCGAUAUAGUCACUGCUAACUUCGGUACAAGUACUGUCAGUGUUCUUUUUAAUACAGGUACUGGCACCUUUUCUUCUCAGGCUACUUAUGCAAUUGGCACUAAUUCAUACUCAGUGGCAGUCGUCGAUAUCAAUAAUGACAACAGACCCGAUAUAGUCACCGCUAACUGUGGUGGAAACAAUGUUAGUGUUCUUCUUAAUAUUGGCAAUGGAACCUUUUCCGCUCAAACUACUUAUGCAACUGGCACUCAACCAUUCUCAGUGGCAGUCGUCGAUGUCAAUAAUGACAACAAACCCGAUAUAGUCACCGCUAACUAUGGUGGAAACAAUGUUGGUGUUCUUCUUAAUACUGGCAAUGGAACCUUUUCCGCUCAAAUUACUUAUGCAAGUGGCACUAGUCCACGAUCAGUGGCAGUCGUCGAUGUCAAUAAUGACAACAAACCCGAUAUAGUCACCGCUAACUAUGGGGCAAACGGUGUUGGGGUUAACGUACACUGCUAA
Molecule: messenger RNA, 801 nt
Organism: Adineta ricciae
Lineage: Eukaryota; Metazoa; Rotifera; Eurotatoria; Adinetida; Adinetidae
Source: the annotation of a GenBank genome assembly